CUUCAGGCUGAAAGCGCCCGUGUGUCCGGGCGGUUCCAAAGUCUUCGGCGCGGUGCAGCCGGUGAGCAGUUAGCGCACAGCGAGUCAGCAGCGAGUCAGCAGCGAGUCAGCCCGCCAGUAGCGUAGGAAGGCUGUUGACGAACACACGGCCACGGCGCGCGCCUUCUGGGGAGCGUUGAGUGCGCGGGAACCUUCUGCGUCUGAGCGGCUCCUCGCCGGUUUGUUUGGGCAGUUGGUGGCGCUGCGGGAGGAAACACGGCCAUGGCCGCGCAACACGGAGGCAGACGCGAUGAGAAGGGCAGGAACAUCCAGGUGGUCGUCAGAUGCAGGCCCUUCAACACGAUGGAGCACAAGUCGUCUCACGGUGUGGUGGAGUGUGACGUGGCCAGGAAGGAGGUGGUGGUGAAGACGGGAGGACCCCUCGACAAAGCCUCCAGGAAAACCUACUCCUUCGACAUGGUGUUCGGUGCCGCCGCCAAGCAGAUCGAGGUUUACAGAAGCGUCGUCUGUCCCAUCCUGGACGAGGUCAUCAUGGGCUACAACUGCACUGUGUUUGCCUACGGUCAGACCGGCACAGGGAAGACCUUCACCAUGGAGGGGGAGCGCAGCCCGGAUGACCAGUUCACCUGGGAGGAGGACCCGCUGGCUGGCAUCAUCCCCCGUACGCUGCACCAGAUCUUCGAGAAGCUGACUGAAAACGGCACGGAGUUCUCCGUCAAAGUCUCUCUUCUGGAGAUCUACAACGAGGAGCUGUUUGACCUCCUCAGUCCGUCGGAGGACGUCAGCGAGCGGCUGCAGUUGUUUGAUGAUCCCAGAAACAAGCGCGGCGUGGUGGUCAAGGGUCUGGAGGAGGUGACGGUUCACAACAAAGAUCAAGUGUAUCAGAUUCUGGAGCGAGGAGCUGCCAAGAGGAAGACGGCCUCCACCCUCAUGAACGCCUACUCCAGUCGCUCGCACUCUGUGUUCUCCGUCACGAUCCACAUGAAGGAGAUGACGCUGGAUGGGGAGGAGCUGGUGAAGAUUGGCAAACUCAACCUGGUAGACCUUGCUGGCAGCGAGAACAUCGGGAGGUCAGGUGCUGUGGACAAACGGGCCCGUGAGGCUGGAAACAUCAACCAGUCUCUGCUGACGCUGGGCAGGGUCAUCACCGCUCUGGUGGAGAAGAGGCCUCACGUGCCGUACAGGGAGUCCAAGCUGACCCGGAUCCUGCAGGACUCGCUGGGAGGACGCACCAAGACCUCCAUCAUUGCCACCGUGUCUCCGUCGUCCAGCAACGUGGAGGAGACCCUGAGCACCCUGGAGUACGCCAGCCGGGCCAAGAACAUCAUGAACAAGCCGGAGGUGAACCAGAAGCUCACCAAGAGGACGCUCAUCAAGGAGUACACGGAGGAGAUCGAGCGCCUGAAGCGGGACCUGGCUGCUGCCCGCGAGAAGAACGGCAUUUACCUGUCCUCGGAAAACUACGAGACCAUGAUGAGUCAAAUCUCGGCUCAAGACUGUCACAUCAGCGAGUACAGCGACCGCAUUGCUGCCAUGGAAGAGGAGCUGAAGAAAGUCAGCGAGCUCUUUGUGGAGAGCAAAGAGAAGCUGCAGCGCUGUGCUGAGGAGCUGGAGCAGAAGCAGCAGAGUCUGGAGCAAACCACCCAGAGCCUGGAGGAGACCAAGGUCAAGCUGAGCGAGGAGGAGUUCAUCAGCACCGAGCUGCAGUUGGCCCAGGAGAACCUCUACAACAUCAGUCAGCAGCUGCUGACCACGGUGGACGCCAGCACCAGCGACGUGUCGGGACUCCACGGGAAGCUGGACCGGAAGAAGAAGGUGGAGCAGCACAACCAGCAGAUGCAGCAGAGCUUCGCCCAGCGGAUGGAGGGGUCCUUGGGCAGCAUCCAGCAGAGCGUCCAGCUGCAGGGGAGCCACUUCCACCGCACCAUCCACAGCUACUCCCAGACUGUCGAUGCUCUCUUGAGUCUCAACACGGCGGCAGUGAAGGGAGCUCUGACCUCAGUGGAGGCACUGGUGAGCGGGGUCAAGGACGUGGUGGCAAAGGGCGUGGCCAGCUGCCAGGAGAAGUUGACGCAGCAGCAGGAUCUUUGUCUGAAGGACAAGCAGAAAGUUCUUGAGCUUCUGGACGAGCACCGGCGGGACAUGGAGGAGGUUCUGGUGCUCAACACUCUGAAGGGUCUUCCUGUCAUUCAAGAGCUCAGUGACACUCUGAGGACCACGAUGGAGACCCAGAAGGUCCUGGUUGAUAAGGUGGAGGCCAUGAAGGAGGUGGGGGCCUUCUACGUGGGCGUGGUCCAGGACCUGGCCCAGUUACGGGAGGAGACGGUGCAGAACAUGCGCUCGCAUCAGGCGGCCGACGACCGGCUUCGUGAUGGAAUCAGAGCGGCGCAGGAGCGCCAGCGCCUGGCGACCAGCCGGACCCUCCAGUGUCUGCAGGAGCAGCUGAACCAGCUGAGCGUGGAGGCGGAGCAGGACUGGGAGCAGCUGCACGCCACGUCCAAGUCUCACAGCGAGUCGCUGCAGUUCGUGCAGCAAGGCUUCAGCAGCGGCUGCAGCGCGCUGGAGCAGCGGGCCGCCUCCCAGGCUGCACUCCUCUCCUCCACCUCCUGCUCUCUGGCCUCGGCGCUGCGCCUGAGCCUGGAGCAGAGCCGGCGCAGCGUGGAGCAGCUGUCGGGCUGCUGCUCCGGCCUGCAGGCCUCCGUCUCAGGCCUGGUGGAGCGCGACCUGGAGCGCAGCAGCCGGGUGCAGCAGCAGGCCGAGGACGGAGCAGGAGCCCGGCGCUCCCACUUGAACCUCGUGGCCUCAGAAGCGGAGGCGCUGCAGCAGGGCGUGCGGAGCAGCUGCAGUGAGCAGCUCCGGUCAGCGGAGGAGCAGCUGAGCAGCCACAGCCAGGAGGUGAGGCGGCGUCUGCUGGAGGCCCAGAGCCAGAGCUGCGCCGAGCGGACCCAGCUGGACCAGCAGCAGCUGCAGCUCCUGGCUCAGCUGGAGGCCAGUCAGAAGCUGCUGAGCGGCUUCCUGCAGGAGGAGCUGCAGCAGGACGUGCCCACAGGGACCACUCCCCAGCGGAGGGACUUCUCCUACCCCACAUCUGUGGCAAAGUCUCGGAGCCGCUGCGAGCUGCUGGAGGGUCUGAGGAUAAAGCAGGUGGAGCUGCAGACGGCCCUGGAGGAGGAGCCGCCACAGGAGGAGGGGGAGGAGGAAAGGGAGGAGGACCGGACGAGCCAGGCUGACCAGGACUCCCUGGAGGACGAUCUGAGCAUGUGCAGCAGGAGAGACGCCACCGAGUCGUCCUUCAUCGACGAGAACCUGGUCUUCAACCAGAGCAAGAGGCUUCCCUUCUUCAAGAAAAAGAGCGGCAAGAAGGAAGUCAAGGUCCCCGGUCGCCCCAAAACCGAAACGGAAGCCUCGGUGACGCCGAGCAAGUCCAAACUGCCCCUUCGCUGCCAGAACUAGACGUUUUUCAUGCAAAUGUACGCGUGUCGGAAGCUGCCACGGUCAUGUUUUAAACGCUCCUUUGUUGUGUUGUUGGACAAUAAAUAAAAUGGGAA
Messenger RNA from Synchiropus splendidus (mandarinfish), 3548 nucleotides. It is a transcript of the gene kif11, whose product is annotated as kinesin family member 11. The record is from RefSeq and is a predicted model, not a curated record. Gene Ontology annotation, molecular function: plus-end-directed microtubule motor activity; ATP binding; microtubule binding. Lineage: Eukaryota; Metazoa; Chordata; Actinopteri; Syngnathiformes; Callionymidae. Gene Ontology annotation, cellular component: nucleus; spindle microtubule. Gene Ontology annotation, biological process: mitotic spindle assembly; microtubule-based movement. The coding region runs from base 262 to 3453 and encodes 1063 amino acids. The transcript has 26 exons.